AUGUCGAUAAUCUCCCGAAAUGGCUUUCUCAUCCCCAAAGCAGGUCUCCAAAAUAGCGCAGCAACGACGCUGAUAGCGCAACAAGUGUGGCAUCUGGGCACAAAAGAGGUCAAGCGAACAAUAAGACGGCAUCACAAGCCCAAUGCUCGAAUUGCAUCCCUGGUCUCUACCUGCCAGGGCCUCAGAAAGUACCAAUACCGGUCCUGGGUCAAGCGCAGAGCUUUGGCCAAAAACAGUCUACUGAAGAAGUAUGCUCACCAUAUGGCAAGCAAACUCACUGAUCGUGCUUUGGUUAUGCUUUCACUCUUCGCCUGGCAUUUUGACUCGAGAAUGGUCCCUCUCUCCCGAGGUCUUAUUCAAUUCUUCGCCAAGCCUGACGACCAAUUUGAAUCGAUUUGCGCAUCGAUUCACCUCAGCUACACCAAAAUGUACGGAUCGCUCUCGUUGGCGGACUUCAAAGAGAAAUUGAGCCAUCUAUUAGGGUUUCUAGAAUGGCACGUGAUCAAAGGGGACGCCGUCUUGUAUAUCUAG
Molecule: messenger RNA, 531 nt
Organism: Penicillium arizonense
Lineage: Eukaryota; Fungi; Ascomycota; Eurotiomycetes; Eurotiales; Aspergillaceae
Exons: 2
Coding region: 1-531 (176 amino acids)
Source: RefSeq, a predicted model, not a curated record